AAUGCCUUCCUCGUCUCUAUUGCCAAGGAGAGGCUACAUCAUAGAGACGGAAGGUCCCCCGCCGGCCUGAUCCGGAAGGAGCAACGGAGGACGCUCCAGGCGGGGGGAGCGCUUCGCCACGAGCUCGCCUUCGCGUCCCCGGCCGGCCUCUCCGCGUCCGCACGGAAUGCCGCUGCUCUCCAGCGUCCACGUGGGCCUCCCCGCCCCAGCGCCUCUUCAGCGCCUGGCGCUCGUCUCCGGCCCCUACGCCUAUUACCACUACGGCUGUGACGGCCUGGACGACCGGGGCUGGGGCUGCGGCUACCGCACGCUGCAGACCGUGUGCUCGUGGCUGGGGGCGGCCGGCGCAGGAGGGGCCGCCGGCCCGCCCGUCCCCUCCCUGAGGCAGAUCCAGAGCGCGCUGGUGCAGAUGGGGGACAAGCCCCCCUCGUUCGCCGGCUCCCGGGACUGGAUCGGCACGGUGGAGGCGGCCCUGUGCCUGGACCACUUCUAUGCCGUGCCGGGCCGGCUGCUGCACGUUCCCCGGGGCCGCGACCUCCGGGAGGCGCUGGAGGCCCUGUACGCCCACUUCCAGGGAGGGGGCCCCCCCGUCAUGAUGGGGGGAGACAGGGACAACGCCUCCAAGGGGCUGCUGGGGGUCUGCUCCGGCCCCACGGGGCAUUUCCUCCUGGUCCUAGACCCACACCACUACGGGCUGGCGGGCUCCGUCACGGCGGACGAGCUGCGGGCCAUGGGGCGGGUGUGCUGGCGGGAGCUGGGCUCCUUCGAGGCCGGCUCCUUCUACAACCUCUGCCUGGCCCAGUUCGCGAGGAGCGGCUGAGCUGCCAGAGCCCCGUUUUACGGGGCGGGGGGCACAUCUGUCCGGAGCCAAAGGCGGAAAGCGGUGGAGGCGCGGGCCCCUGCCGCGGGCCCCCGCUGGGGCCGGGAAGGCGGGGGCACGGCGGGGGCGCCUGGGGGC
Varanus komodoensis (Komodo dragon) is the source of this 958-nucleotide messenger RNA. RefSeq names its product UFM1 specific peptidase 1 (inactive) (gene UFSP1). The transcript has 2 exons. Bases 167 to 820 code for a protein of 217 amino acids. Lineage: Eukaryota; Metazoa; Chordata; Lepidosauria; Squamata; Varanidae. The record is from RefSeq and is a predicted model, not a curated record.